GACAUUCCACGUCAUCAGCAAUUAGCUACUGCUAACAACACAUGCUAACCCCAAAUACGUGCAACUAUUUUUGAUUGCCAAUGAAGUACAUUCAAUGCGUGCAUAAUGGCUCGUUCCGCAGCCAUUGGGAUGCUGAUUGAAGACCUGAUUGUGGCAGUAUCAAAAUCAGAAAAAAACUCAACCACCUUUCAAAAUGCAAAAUCGCGCUUUGAUAUUAUUAUCAAAGAGCACAGCAAUUGGAACCACACAGAUCCGUUUGCUGUAGAGAAGCAUUUUGACGGUCUUGUAGAGAAAUUUCGAGUGCUGAGCAAAGAUGACUUGGCAGAUAGCCUUAGUGUUCGCCUCAGCGAAUUAGAAGGGCAACGAAUAUCAUGGAUGCCAGAGAUAUUGUCUUUGUUGCAGCAGCUCUCAGAUCGGCCAGCGAAUAUAUCUCAAGUACCUAGAUUCGAGCUAUCCAAGUCUAAAGACCCCGAACUCGGCUUAACAUGGUCAGACUUGGACCCGACUGGCACGGCCUUUGCCGACGAGGACAUAUGGGCUGAGGUCUACUAUGGAGAACUUUCUUCUGACGAGGAAGAUUCAACAGCUUCCAGUGAUAUUUCUAUUCCCAGAAUAUUUCCUCAGAGUGCGAAACCACAACAGGACGAGUUCGAGAUUCCUAGUGAGCUUAUUCAGUCGGGCGAAGAUGACGAGUUAAUCUCGACGAUCAAAAGUGGCCAUUUCUGGGAGUACGACUCAGCUGCCGUUAGAGAGUUUUCAGAAAGUCAUACCCGUUAUGUUACAGAACUACAAGCAGCUCGAGAGAUUAUCUUCAUGCUUCAGGGUCUUCCUACUUCUCUAUUUUGGAAGCUCGAUAAUAGCAUUGCAGUCGACAGGAGAUAUGCACUCCGUCACGCUUCAAACUCCGCUUUUCUGCAAAUCCUCCGCUCCUGUGCCGAUAUUGGAGCUAGUCUUGGGGAAGUGAGACGAUAUGUGAAGAAUCCACAGUCUGUGAUCUUUCUUCAAACGUUUGUCAGGGGAGUUGAGACGCAUCUUCGUGAAUUUGACAAUUUCCUGGCAAAUCUGCAGUUGAGAUACCUCUCAAUAGACCAAGCAGUCACUGUCAGUUUAUUACAGUUAAUGGAAGAGGUUAGGAGAGGAGGCCGAGUACUCUCACUAUUAGCAGAUUUAGUGGCGCAACUAGAACGCGCCCCUUCUGGCCAAUCCUUUCUAUGCUUGGACUUAUUGUAUGACUUAGUCUGUACUAAUCAAGCUUCUGGAAAUGAUGACGAGUAUAGAGCUCUCGCGAAACUAUUCUUCUCCUGCUUUGAAGCGUAUACGCAACCCAUUCACUUGUGGAUGGGAAGUGGGUUCCUAGAGGCGAACCAGGAUACCUUCUUCAUCACUGAUACUCGGCGCGACAAUGACCUUCGAACUCUUUGGCACAAUUGGUACUCGCUUGAGGAAAUUCAUGGUCGACUUAAUGCUCCCAAAUUUGUGAAACCAAGUGCUCGCAAGAUUCUUACUACCGGGAAGAGCAUGAUAUUCCUCCAAAAUCUCAAUAUUUCACCAGAAGACUUAGGCUUUGCUAGUAGAAGGCCAUUUUCAUUUGAUGAUGUUUGCCCAGAUGACGCAUCCUUGCAGCUUUUACCUUUCUCAGGCUUACUAGACAAGGCUUUUGACGACCUGAUUGCCACUAAUCAUAAACUAGCUUCAGAAUAUCUACGAGAACAGCUGGGCGAACAAUGCGGGCUUUGGAACUCCCUCUCCGCUUUGCAGUACAUCUAUCUUUGUCAGGAUAUAACUGUCUCCUCUUUGAUAGACAGCAAAAUCUUUGAAUUAAUUGACAAGGGCCGGGGAGUCUGGAACGACCGGUUUUUACUCACGGAGUUGGUACAGAGCACAUUUAGUGGCAUUGUUUCCGUUGAUACCUCUCGUGUUAUCGUGCGAUCUACUAGAGGCGCUUGCAUGGAUUCCGAAAAUCCAAUAAGAAGCGUCAAAAUGCUCAAAGUAUUGUCAAUCGACUACAUUUUGCCAUGGCCUGUGGCCAACAUUAUAACCAAGAAUGCUAUUUCGACAUAUCAACGCAUAUCCACAUUCUUGAUGCAAAUCCGGAGGGCAAAAUACAUUCUCGAGCGACAACGGCUCCGCAAGGAGGACCAUGAUUCGGAUGGAUUCAAUAAUAACAGCGGGGAUGAUGGCCGUGGUUACAUUAUCCGUCAUAGUCUCUUAUGGCUCACAAACACUCUAUAUAGCCAUUUUACAGAAUUGGUCGUUGCUAUGAGCACUGAAAACAUGAAAAAGGCACUGGCGGCAUCCGUAGAUGUUAACGGCAUGAUUGCCGUACAUGAAGCAUACAUGUCCUCCCUCGAACAACAAUGUCUUCUCUCCACCAACCUAGGAGCAAUCUACAAGGCUGUUAUCGGCUUACUAGAUUUAUGCGUGCAUUUAGCUGAUAUUCAAUCGGCGCGUCAUGGCGCUAACCGAUUUGAUAAAUCAAACCGCUCUUUCCAUUCAUCGACGGGUGGAAAUAGGCAAUAUCCCAAACGCUGGCGACCCCCCGAAGGGGCUUUAACGAUUUCUCUGAUUCUGAUAACGAUGAUGAGGAAACUUCUAACGACGAAGACGAAGAUAAUGAACACGAUGACAACGAGAACUAUGAUGAGGGGAACACAACCAGUAUAUCAUUCCUUGAAUCGCCUUACUCUGAGAGACUCGGUCAUGUCAAGGAGAGGUUUGAGCGACUGCUGGCUUUCGUUGUGACUGGCCUGAGGGCAGUUGGCAGGAUCGACGGGCAGCAGAGUUGGGAAAUGCUUGCAGACAGAUUGGCUUGGAAGACGAGACCAAAUGAUACAUAUUAAUACAAGAGCUAAAAUGAAAUGUAUUUUAGUGGCUGAAUGUGUAUAUAUUUUUUUUAACACAUACAUU
Molecule: messenger RNA, 2907 nt
Organism: Talaromyces proteolyticus
Lineage: Eukaryota; Fungi; Ascomycota; Eurotiomycetes; Eurotiales; Trichocomaceae
Product: putative gamma-tubulin complex component GCP5
Exons: 2
Coding region: 106-2742 (878 amino acids)
Biological process (GO): meiotic cell cycle; microtubule nucleation; spindle assembly
Cellular component (GO): gamma-tubulin complex; centrosome; spindle pole
Molecular function (GO): gamma-tubulin binding; microtubule minus-end binding
Source: RefSeq, a predicted model, not a curated record